AUGCCUCUCAUUGUAGUAGCAGCACCAUCAAUAAUUUCUUGAUAUUGAUCUUGCUUUCGGCUGAGGCUUGACAUGAGGACAACCAUUUCUCCAAAAAUAACUGCAGUGGCUAUACUUCCGAUUAUUAUCAAAAAUGAGGCAAGGCAAGCUUCGCCUUGAGUUCUAGGAACUGCAUCAUUUCCGACUAGAAGCCAAACAGCGUUAUAA
This is a messenger RNA of Blepharisma stoltei, 207 nucleotides long. The record is from the annotation of a GenBank genome assembly. Lineage: Eukaryota; Ciliophora; Heterotrichea; Heterotrichida; Blepharismidae.